CAGUAGAAGGUUCAUUGUAAAACUGCAGUAUUUUUUGCUCUAAUUUUAAGUUGAGAAAUAAUUUUUAAAAUAAAAACAUACAACUCAUUCAAACUUAAAAACAAUGAUAUUAAGCGUAUCUCAAAAAAUAAUAAAGUAAUUAAAAUUAAAUUAAUUAACACAGUAUUUUUGCGUAGAACUCCUUUUCGCGUGGGCGGCCUUCGGCCGCGCUUCAAAAAAAUAACCCUCAUCAGUCCAACUCCGGCUACGCAAUCCACAGUAUUUUUGCGUAGAACUCAUUUCCGUGUUAAAACCAUUGAACCCAAAAUUAAAACAUCAUAUGCGUGUAUGUAGUAAGGAGGCACAAUAACCCCCAUCCCCAACAUUAACACUAAACUUAAAUACUUAAUUUUUGUUCAUAUUUUUGUUUCAUUUGCAGGCAUCCGGCAACACCAUACUGUUGUCAUUCCAAUCUUCUUAUUCGCGUUUAAAAUUGGAAAGUGACUGUAUGGACAAAUGCAUUUGCAUUUUAUUUUAAUAAAAAUAAUUCGAAUAUAAGGAUAAAAAUAAGUAAAAACACGCGUACUAAACAGUAAGAUGAUGUAAUGUAAGAACAAUGAAAAUUACGUUUGGGAACUAUCACGACACAUAACAGCACAGCUGUUUUUGAAAUAUUAAAUUAAUAUUAAAAAAAAAUCGUGCUUAUAACAAAUAAACUGGAAGGAAACACAAAAGCCAAAGUAAAUAUACAUAAAUAUCUAUUAAAAAACAAUAAUAAAAUUAACCAGCCAAAAAUUAAAAACCAAAAAAAAAAAACAAAAAAAAAAAACGUAAAUAAAAAGUGAGUUGAAAUUAUUUUCUGAUGAAAUGUAAAUGAAUUUAACUAAGAGACGAGUUAAAACAGAUGCCCUUUUGUGCGAAAAUUAAGUAAAGGCAACAGCAACAAAAGAUACCGCAGUCGCUAACCCAACAGCAAAAAAUCUACUUAGGAAAUUUGUAAAGCGCGGAACAAUUUGAACAACAGCAAUAAUAUUGAAGUGAGACUCGGAGUAAUUGACAUUAAGUUUACUAAAAGUUGAAGGGAGGUGUUGCUGACAUAAACAUUUGCACGUGGUUCGAGGUUGCUCGGUAUAUCGCGGGCAUUCAAAAUAAAAAAAAAAACUCUUACUCUUACACAUACUCAUAGAAAAGUAAGAAAAACAAAAUAAAACAGCGACGUCAAGCAGCCACUGAACAGAAUCUGCCCGCUCGUUGCUUUGCUCUCCCUUUCCACUUCAUAUGUUUCCAUUCAAUUUUGCGCUGUUGACGUGCUGUGAACGAACUAAAGAAGGAUAGAAAGCAGCUGCAGCUGUUUCACUGUGUCAUCCAACUGACUGCCCCACCAAACAAAACAAAAGUAGCAAAUACACGUAGUAAAUGAAUGCAUAUGCAUGAAUGUAUGUAUGUAUAUUUGUUGGAGCAAGUGAAUGUGUGUACAAAGGUGAAAAAAAGAGGAAUAACAGCGUAGAUAUUUGUAAAUGGAGCUGAAAAUUGAAUACUUUUGAAAAUAUAUCCGCUGUUACAAAAUAUUGCAAAACAGACAGUGCGUUUAUAGAAGGCAGGCCUAACGUUAAAAGUCUUCGGAGCCUCUCUCUCUCUUUCGCAUUAGUGUUUCUAAAACAAAUAACAGUUUUAGUGGCAACAAGAAAAACAUCUAAUUAUGUAGUUGCAAACUUCGUUUCAGUCGCCGCGAAUUAUUGAACUAAAAAUUUCUCAAAAUAUCGGUCAAUGGGAGAAUAUUUUUUUCCGGCUAUCAAAUUCAUAUUCAUUGCUUGAAGAGCACGAGCUAAAUUGGAUUGCAUUUGGUGCGAGUGAAUGGGAUACAAAUAAAUAAUUAAGGAGUGUGUACAUAUGUUUUUGGAGCACCACUUAUCAAUCAACGCCAACGCCGUUGACACCCGCCCCGAUAACAUUCACUGCGACACGUAAUUGAUCAAAAGGCGUACUCCACUCUAUCACUUGAACUGCGAGAGUAGAUGCAUGUAUGUAUGCAGAUGCUAUAUCCUGCCUUCGUUAGAUGAGUUUGUCGAAAUCUUGCACCCAGCACUUGUGAAUUUAUAGACAUUUGAACUGGCGGCACUUUUAUCAUUGGCGCAUUUGAUUAUGAUGGCUCUUGACGGCAAAACAAUAAUUAAAGAAGAAAUCACAGAUAAGGACGCGUAUGAGGCUGCAACAUCCAAUAAUCCUAGCCGACGGAAUAAAGCAAACUCUUCCUCGAACUCCUCAUCCGGAAAGGACUCAAAUAACAGUAGCACUUCGCAUACGAACGGCUGCUCUGGCGCGGGCAGUGCCAGUGGAGCGAGUAACUCUAGUUCGACUAGCUCAAAUCCGAACGGCAACGGGGCGCGCAGUUGUCGCACCCCUGACUCUCCGGAGAGUGCACGUGCUAUUGCGCCGCGUUCACCCAUGUCGCCACAACUUCAUCACUCUAGUCUGGCACCACCACCCCCGCGUCCGAACCGUAAUGCCAGCACCUCCCCGGUGGUAAAUGGAGCCACGACCACUACCACACCACCUCCAUUGCCCACUCCACCUACACAAGCAGCUCUGGCAGCUGCCGCUGCUGCUGCAACUGCAGCGGCGGUACAUGCCGAGCAGUCGCGUCUCCUAGGUAAAAUUCGCAAGUUCCUCGGCUCCCUAGUGCAAUUAGCGCAGGAGGUUCAUCCCGAAGUAAGCGAUCGUGUGCGCGCUUUAGUACUCUCUCUAGUCAGUGGCAGUAUAAGCAUUGAGGAAUUUCGCCUAACUCUGCAAGAUGUCAUUAACUUGCCAUUACGCCCAUACGUCAUUCCAUUGCUUAAAAAUCACAUUUCGCUGCUGCAGCGCGAGAUAGGCGAACUGGCGCGUGCUAACAACCAGACUACGCUUCAAUACGUCACAACCAAUGAGAAUGUUGUAAUGGAAUUCUCCCCACAUGGACCGUCAGCCGAAUAUAGUGACAUGUUUGUGCAUAUGGAUGCGGCACAGGCUGCUGCAGCCGCAGCUGUAGCGCAAGCUGCGGCUUCAAAUGCUGCCAGCACCACCAGCCUCGUCUUCAAGCGUCGAGCUUCAGACACAUUAAUGGAGCAUCACAAUGGAGUACAAGACUGGAACGAAUAUAUGGCCGCGUAUCCGCCUACCAAACGCGCUUUGCAUGCACACUCGGCUCACCUGAGCGCUACAUCAACAGAUGCACGUCUUGCAUUUGCCAAUCAACCAACAAUUUUCGAUUAUUCUUCUGCAACUAGUAACGCGACAGCUGUUAAUCAAUCGGAAGCCAGUUUUAAUAGCCUAAUGGAAAAGGCAAAUCACAGGGAAGAGCGUGACAUACGUAUUAAUACUGGAUCGGAAUCUGGAGCGCAACGGCACCCCCCACGGACUGGUCUUUCAACUGCAAGCGGCAGUGCGGGCGGGGGUGGUGGUGGCAGUGCAACAAUCGGUGGAGAAGAGGAAUGGAAGAACAUUCACACUAUGCUCAAUUGUAUAUCAGCAAUGGUGGAUAAGACCAAACGAGCCAUAACCAUAUUGCAACAACGAGGCGUGGAGCCACAACAGCCCAACUACGGUGAAUUGACGCCAGCGUCAUUAGUCGAAAUACGGCGCCAGACAGAAGAAAAAGUUUCAGAAUUCAAGCGCAAUGCCGAGGAAGCAGUCAAUCAAGUGAAACGUCAAGCAGUGAUCGAGAUACAACGCGCAGUAGUGGCUGCGGAGACGCGAGCUUCAGAAGUAAUGGCCCAAGAGCGUUUACGUAUGGAGAAGUUCUUUAUGGAGAUGAGUCGCCAUUCGGGUGGUGUUCACAGCUCCAGCGCAGCAGCGGCAGGAGUAGCAGCAACCACGGUGGCAGCCGAGCGUGAGUUGGACAACAAAUCUCCCUCAAUCACAACUGGGCAAAAUGCUUGCUGGAACUGUGGGCGCAAAGCAACUGAAACCUGCUCCGGCUGCAAUUUGGCCCGUUAUUGCGGUGCAUUCUGCCAACACAAGGAUUGGGAGCAUCACCAUCAGAUUUGCGGCACGACACGCUCGACUGAUCUCUCUGCCAAACACAGCGUAUCACAGGGGAUUCCACUCUCGGCUACAAUGCGUGGUUCCAUUUCGAGAUCCCCGCCCAACCAACCUCAAGCAACGCAACCAACGUCGCAGGUGCCACAGCCGCAGAACUCGGGCAGUGCUGGCGUUGCGCCACCGAGUUCUCUAGUGGCGAAUGGAGUCGGCUCCAAAUGACGCAUUCGCAUGAUGAAGCCGAAAAAAAAGUACUUGUGCUAGUCAAAUUAAACUAAAAAUUAUACAUACAUUAAUUAGAUUAAACUCCAACAUAAACACAAUUCAUUAAAUUAAAUUCAUGUAUAAAAAUGAAAAAAAUAAAACGAAAUCAUAUGAAAUAAAAAAUAUGAAGAUUGAUAAUCGAAGCGCUCAAAAGAAAUUUACAGUAAAAAUUUUAAUUGUAAAAGCACAACAAUAUCAGAAACAUAAUCAAAAUAGAUUUUAAAAAUUUAACAAAAACCUUAAUGGGAAAAAGUAAAAUUAAAAUAUUUCAAAUUCACUUAAAAAUGGCAGUCUUCAAACUUCAAAUGUUAUUCAAACAUUUAUGCACCGGUUCUCAAGUUAAGUCAGAAUGAAUGCACCCAUAGCGAAAUAUAGAAACUUAGGUAUUUUCGGUUUUACGAUUUACAAUUUUCAAUAUCCUCCAAAAAUAAUUCAGAGAACUAAAAGCUGUAAGCCGAAAUGAAAGCAAGUAACUCUAAAAUUAAAGUAAUUUAACUAAAAGUAAAAAACCAAAUAAUAAACAGAUAUACGGUAAUUUUAGUAACUUAUUUAUUACGUAUUAUAUACAUAUUUAAAUAAUCUUAAAUGUAUUAAUUUAUG
Molecule: messenger RNA, 4857 nt
Organism: Anastrepha obliqua
Lineage: Eukaryota; Metazoa; Arthropoda; Insecta; Diptera; Tephritidae
Gene: nvy
Product: protein CBFA2T3
Exons: 9
Coding region: 2122-4215 (697 amino acids)
Biological process (GO): negative regulation of DNA-templated transcription; DNA-templated transcription
Cellular component (GO): nucleus
Molecular function (GO): transcription corepressor activity
Source: RefSeq, a predicted model, not a curated record